This is a messenger RNA of Closterium sp. Naga37s-1, 1998 nucleotides long. The record is from the annotation of a GenBank genome assembly. Lineage: Eukaryota; Viridiplantae; Streptophyta; Zygnematophyceae; Desmidiales; Closteriaceae.
AUGACGCGACCCGCGACGACGAUCGCGCAGCUGAUGCUCAUCCGCGCGUGCCACAGCGAUGCGCUCCGCCGCCACAGCCUCGGCACCGCGCUCGGCUUGCGCACGCGGCGCGGAAGGCUGACGGGCGUCCCCGCUAUAGUGGUCUUCGUUCCAAGAAAGGUGCACGAGGCGUGGCUGCUGCCGGCGCAGAAGCUUCCGAGGAAGCUGCAGGGGCCGGGUGGGUACGAGUGUGACGUGGACGUGGUAGAGUUGACCAAUCAGAGCAGUGGCAGUAGCAGCAGCUCAGGCUGUGCAGGCCACGUGGCGGGCCACGUGGCGGGUGACGUGGCAGGCGCGGUGGGAGUGGCGGCAGAGGUAGCUAUUAUUGAUAACCCGCUGGUGGAGCAGCUGAGGGGGAGUGGCAGCAAGUUCGGGCCGGGGUCGCAGAUUGCAAGCGAGGAGGUGUAUGGAACGCUGGGAGCGAUUGUAAAAAAAACCAGCAGGAGCAACAGCAGCAGCGGCGGCAGCGGUAGCGGCGGCAGCAACAGUCGUGGCGGGAUGACUGGUGGGACAAGCAGUGCUGGUGGGAUGAGCGGCAGUCAUGGUGGGAGCAGUGGUUGUCUGGGGGUGGGGUUUCUGGCGACUCGCCACGUGGCAGUUGAUUUGGAUCAGCCGAAGCAGAAGUUGUUUCACCCCCUGCCCACGUCGCUUGGUCCUGGGAGGUUCUUAGGCUCGGUGGAACGAGCCUUGCCGUUUGCCUCGGACCACGCGUGGUUCGGCGUGUUCGCCAACAUGAACCCAGACUCGUUUGUGCGCACGGACGGCGCAUACAUUCCCUUCCACGAGGAGUUUGACUUAUCAGUCGUGACGACGCAAGUGGCGGGAAUCGGCCCUAUCGGUCCCCCCCGCCACAUCAGCCUAUCAGACGACAUCCGUAGUGUGGUGGGGCAGCAUGUGUGGAAGGUGCGUGGAAGACGCUCUACACCACCCACGUUCUCCCUCCUCUCUCUCCUAUCCCCUCCUCCCUCUCCUUUCCCUCCUCGCCUCUCUCCUCUCUCCUUCCUCCCGUCUCCUCUCCUCUCUUAUCCUCUUCUUUCUCUCCUCUCUUAUCCUCUUCUUUCCCUCCUCUCUUUUCCUCUUCUUUCUCUCCUCUCCUCUCCUCUCUUCUCCUCUUCUCACCCUUCUCUCUCCUCUCAUGCGGCCAGCGUCUCAGGCGCAGUGCAUCAUGAUGAUGAUAGCCGCCCUCUUUUCCCACUCCUCUGCCUCCUUUCUCCUCUUUCCUCCUAUCAGGUGGGCAGCGCCUCAGGGCUGACUCACGGCACCAUAGCAGCAUAUGCAGUGGAGCACAGCGAGGGGGACGGCAUGUCUCUCUUCACGGACCUCCUCAUCGUGAGUCAACACGGCCAGGCGUUUGACUGUGAAGGGGACUCGGGCGCGCUCGUGCUCGUGCUGCCCACAGUUGCCCUUUCACCAGCCACUCACUGCUGUGGUUGCACGUGGCCAUCUCACUGCAGUCUCACUGCUGUGGUUGCACGUGGCCAUCUCACUGCAGUCUCACUGCUGUGGUUGCACGUGGCCAUCUCACUGCAGUCUCACUGCUGUGGUUGCACGUGGCCAUCUCACUGCAGUCUCACUGCUGUGGUUGCACGUGGCCAUCUCACUGCAGUCUCACUGCUGUGGUUGCACGUGGCCAUCUCACUGCAGUCUCACUGCUGUGGUUGCACGUGGCCAUCUCACUGCAGUCUCACUGCUGUGGUUGCACGUGGCCAUCUGACUGCAGACUCACUGCUGUGGUUGCACGCAGAGUUGAAGACACCCGCCGAUGCUUCUCCUCACAUCCUUUUCAUGUCCUGCCUUGGCAUUCUCAGGCAUAUUCCCAGAAAGAAGGCCUGGGUGCGCCACAGCCAGAGUGUGAAACAGCAGGUUGUCUUCCCCGUUACCCCACUGCCGGUGAUGGCUGCACCACACUCUCCCCAUGACACAAUUCUGAAAGAGGCUGCCGUCUACCUGGCAGACUAG